This is a messenger RNA of Gastrolobium bilobum, 1867 nucleotides long. RefSeq lists its product as uncharacterized. The transcript has 8 exons. Gene Ontology annotation, biological process: DNA synthesis involved in UV-damage excision repair; DNA strand elongation involved in DNA replication; DNA replication. Bases 80 to 1648 code for a protein of 522 amino acids. The record is from RefSeq and is a predicted model, not a curated record. Gene Ontology annotation, molecular function: DNA-directed DNA polymerase activity. NCBI's taxonomy places the organism in Eukaryota, Viridiplantae, Streptophyta, Magnoliopsida, Fabales, Fabaceae. Gene Ontology annotation, cellular component: nucleus; delta DNA polymerase complex.
GAACAUUGGCGGGAAAACGAAUCGGAGGGAAACUGUAACAAGAAAACCCUAACCCUCCAUUGCUCAUUGUUCUGUUCCAAUGGCGCAAACCGAAACCCUAACGCUCCUUCACGAGAUCGAAUCUCUCGUCUCCGAUAAACUUCAAGUGGUUUCAUACAAGUGGCUGAGUCGCAGUUAUAUGGUAUCAUCCGAUGAAGCAAAGAGGUUGCUUCAGGAGUUUGUUCAACAACAUGAUAGUGGGUUGGAGGUUGUGUAUGCUUUGUCUGGCUGGUUAAAGAACAGCCAUCCUUGUUACCACAUAAGGCUAGUUCCAGGGCCAAAGCUUGCAGAAGCACAACAGGAAUUUGAUGGGAAUUGCUCAGUUCAGGUAUAUAGUGUGCAAGCUAGUAUCCCAAAGGAUCCAGCUGUGCUUUGGAAUGCAGAAUUCAUUCAAGCAGAGGAACUCUUCAAGCAGCCCUCCUCAAUUGACAAUUGCUUGAGAGAUAAUAGGUUCUGUGGGAUCUCUAAUUCUUUUGUACGGAGGAAUGUGGAUGGCCCACCUGUAGUUUCUGCUGCUCCACAGAUAGAAUCUGAAGUAGGUGCGGGACAAACAAAGAGUAACAUAGUUCACCAACCUCCCCAAAAUACAGCACGUGGUUCUAUUGCCAAAGUUGAUCUAAAAUCACAGAAUGUGGUGAAAGUUGUCAAGAGUGAAAGCAAUGGUACAGGGAAUACAGGAGUUCAUGAUAACAUCAACAAACCUACUGCAGACAAAGAAAAUGCCCUUCCCUUGCCCACAGGCAAAAAGAAAGUCCAAGCUCAUAAAAGUGGUUCUGUUACUGGAGGUUCAUUGGCAAGCUUUUGGGGUCAUGCAUCUGCAAAACUCAAGCCUUGCUCCCUGCCAGCAGAAAAUAAUAACUCAGUUUCAAAUCCUGCUGUAGCUACUGAAGAUGCCCAAACUUAUGCUCGCAAAGCAGUAGAGGUUGACAGUGGUGAUGAUGAUAAUCAGGAUAUUACCUUGAGAAGAUCAUCCAAUAGGAAAAGGAGGGUUGUCUUUGAUUUCUCAGAUGAAGAUGAAGAUGCCAUCAAUUUAGCAUCACCUGAUUUGCCAAAUAAACAAUCUUCUCAAGAUCCAAAACAAAAUGACAAAAAAUCACCUGAGAAAGCCACUUUGAAUUUUGACUUGCAGAUAGAAAAUAAAUCAAGGGUUAAGGAAGAGAGAGCAACUGACCAAAAAGCUCACCAACCACUGGGAGAAGAUUUAUCAGCUAUCAGCAAGUGCACAAGUACUGGGAAAUCAUCUACUGAUAAGUUCCAGAGUUGUGCUCCUGAAAUUUGUAUAAAUAAGGAUAGUGCAAAGAAUGCCGCUCCAGGUUCACCUAAGAGGAGAAAAGUGAUGAAGACCAGGAUUGAUGAACGGGGGAGAGAAGUAACUGAAGUAGUCUGGGAGGGGGAGGAGACAGAAGCAAAGAAAGCUGAUAAGGUUACAACAAAGAAAGCUGACAAUAAUGCAUCUACCAUUGCUGUCAACAGUGCUCCAGCAACUAAGAAGCCACCAGCUACAUCAAAUACCAUUUCUGUUCCCGCUAGAAAAGGAGGAAGCAAGAAAGCAAAAAACUUAAAUGAUCCUAAACAGGGCAAUAUUCUUUCAUUUUUCAAGAAAGUUUGAGAUCUUCACAAAUUACUAUGUUCAAGAGACGAACUUUUCAGCAGGAUCAUUCAUCAAUACUAGUCCCUUUCAGCACUGAGGAUUUUGCAUUAUGUAGAUCUGGCUCUCUUUUAGUUGGGGAUUUCACUGGAAUCUGGAUGCAGGAUAGUUGAAAGACCUUGUGUUUUCCUUACGCACGUUAUUGCUAAUAUAAUAUUACUUUCGUGCUGUUCUUGCCUG